This is a messenger RNA of Schistosoma spindalis, 1932 nucleotides long. The record is from the annotation of a GenBank genome assembly. NCBI's taxonomy places the organism in Eukaryota, Metazoa, Platyhelminthes, Trematoda, Strigeidida, Schistosomatidae.
UGUAAUUUGUUGCUAUUCUUCUAUUCAAAUUACUCGCAAUAUGUGUGAGGUAGAUGUAAAAAUUAUCAAACGAACUCAAGAAACCCUUGGAAAAUUAAUCAAAAAGCCGGUUCUUACUGAAAAACUUUUGUCGAGACCUCCAUUUAGAUUUCUUCACGAUAUAUGUACGUCAGUUAUUAGGUCGACAGGAUUAAUGAAAGGUUUAUUUAACUCAGAAGAGUUGGAAGCUGAUAAUGUCAAAGACAAAGACAAAAAGUUGGCGUUUCUUCAAAAGUUGGUAGAUUUUUUGACCGUAGUGCAUGAACGAACUAUUCCUGUUAGAAUAAUGAGCAUUGUUGCUGGUAAGGAGGCUGAGAAAACGAAUGAGAUGCUGUUUCUACUAGCUGAAGCUGUCAAUAAAAAGGUUUGAUCGGAUAACUUAUGAUCGUUUAGAUCAAUAACGAAGAAUAUGUUGCACGAGUUCUCCAAGGACGUAAAGUCGAUGAUGGUAAAACAAGUACUGUUAAAAAGCAAGUAUCAGAAAUUAAGCUUUCAAAAAAGAAGCCCAGUUCAGAGUCAAAUAUCGUGGAUCAUCGAACGAAGUUGACUCAAAGUCGCCGGAAAUACAAGUUAAAUAUGGAAAAAGACUCAACAGACCCAGUUAAUAUAGAAAAAUGCGGUAGCGCGAGGGAAAGUAAUCUGUUUCAAGAUUCUGGAAGUCGUGCUGGUAAACAAUGUGGUUUGCAAACGCCGGAAAAAUCACAAGAAGAAACUGUCGCCCCAACCCUCCAAAAUUCUGAAACAUCAGUCUUCCAACCUCGACAUCACAGGCCUGCAUCCGCCAAAGGACAGAGGGUGAAAAAUGAUGAUGUGAAGAUAUCAACCGAUCAACAGGAUAGUAAACGUGAACCAACUGAAAACUCAAGAUUGGCACUGCCUCGCCCAAGACGCUCUGGAGAUUUUGUAAUUGAAGAUAAUCACAACCAAGUGAAUAUGACAUGUAUAUCUGGACUGAUUAUUUCUGAUUCACAACAUGAUACAACUGAUGAAGAACACGAUGAUAAUAAUGAUGACAAGAAAUUUGUUAGCGUAGAAACUCCUGGUAAUAUAUCAGCAGAUAUUUUAACAAAACAGUGGGAUAAAACUGAGCUAGAAGAUAAUCAUGAACAUGGUGGUUUAGUCACUAAAAUAUUGCAAACGAAAAAAGAAUAUGAAAAUAUUAGUACAAUGAAUAAAGAAAGUUUAAAAGUACAGUCUAGCAGAUUGAAUGAAGCAGCUAAAGAACGUGAGAAAGCUUUAUUAAAAAAAGAAAUUAAUCGUUUAUGUGAUUCACUGCAAACAUUAUCCCGUUCAGCUAUUCCAUUGAGUAAACUAAUGGAUUUUGUUCAAGAAGAUUUAGAAACAAUGCAACAAGAAUUUGAACGUUGGAAAACUGAAAAUCAUAUACUUAAAUCUCAAUUAAAACAACAGGAAAAUUUAAAUCAAACAUGUAUAGAACCCUUGAAAGCUCAACUAGAAGAAUUGGAACAAUAUGCCAAAGAAAAAGAGAAGGCUAUUGUUAAAUGUAAAACAAAAAUAUUUCAUAAUAAUGAGCGUAUACAAAAUUUAUUGUUUAAAUCGUUGGAAAAAGUCUUGUGAACAGUGAUUUAAAACAAAAUUAAUAAAUGAACAUAUUGAAUUUUCAUCUUAAUAUUCUGUUUCAUUAUAGUGUCGUAUAUUUCCACCAAGUUUAAUGCUAUUUUCUGAACAACUUAUGGAAGUCAAUCAUUUUUUGCGGGAAACAUAAACCUAAAGAAUUUGGACUGGCCUUUCACCUAACCGACUGCGUUCAUUUUAGUCAUCGAAUAAUUAAAAAGUAUUUUCUAUCAAGUAAUGUGAGACUAUUGAUGAAUGCUUCGAAUAAAUUAUGAGUUUCUUUGCUGAUUAUUUCAAGAUAUUUUAUGGCAUAAAUUA